This is a messenger RNA of Gordionus sp. m RMFG-2023, 2322 nucleotides long. RefSeq names its product basic proline-rich protein-like. NCBI's taxonomy places the organism in Eukaryota, Metazoa, Nematomorpha, Gordioida, Chordodea, Parachordodidae. The transcript has 7 exons. Bases 141 to 2183 code for a protein of 680 amino acids. The record is from RefSeq and is a predicted model, not a curated record.
UUUCAAAUUACUCAAUAUAAUUUUAUAUAAUGUUUUUCUUUAUUUAGACUUUAUCUUCAAACUCUUUCAGUUUAGAAAUUGCAUUCAUAUAUCUUUGUUAUACUCUUUCCUAAUUCUCAUAUUUUUUUGAAUUUAAAGGGAUGGAUCCGAAUGAUAGACCCAUUUACAGGGUGAGAUCAGUUUCAGUUACGGAUGUCUUUUCUGGAUCAUCUACUAAUAUGAGUCCAUUUAACCCCACCGGGUUCCGAAAUAUGCCAUUAACUCAAACAGAUAUGUAUGAAUUGUCAAAAAUCUCAAGUUUAAUACAAGCCAAAUAUCCUCACUAUAGCUCCAAUCAAAUCAGUGAAAUGGCAAUGGAUACCUGGCAAAGGUUAAAAAACCAACCAGAUCCUUACAUUCGACAAAGCAUAUUGAAUCAGCUAAUGGAGGGACCUGUCGAGAUGACCGAUGAUAUGACAGAAGUUUCUCAAGAAAUUAUGAAUGCCGUACUCGCCAUUAGAGAGGGAAUUACUAAACUUAGAAGCACAGCAGAAGAUAUUAAGUUAAUUGGAGCAGCUAUAUCCUCGAUUCCUUCUCCAGAUCUUGAGAAAAUACAGAAAGAGACAGAUAAGAUGGAGCAUAUUAAACAACAAAAUUCUAAAUUGGUUGCGAAAGUCAAGGCCUCGGAAACAAAAUUAGCGAAAGCUAAAUCGAAAGAAAAAUUGGUGAAAGCUAAAUCUAAAGAAAAAUUGGCGAAAGCUAAAUCCAAAGAAAAAUUAGCGAAAAAAGAUAAAAAAGAAACGAAAAAGGGUAGCAAGAAAGAUGAAAAGAAAAAGAAAUCGAAGAAGGGAUCUGAGUCGGAAGAACCUUCCGAAAGCGAGGUUUCCGAAACAGAGAAAGAUGAAUCAGAAUCAGAGGGCUCUGAUACUGAAGACUCGGCCAGUAAAGGAAGCGAAAAGAAGAAAAAAGGCAGCAAAGAUAAAGAUAAAAAAGAUAAAGAUAAAGACAAAGACAAAGAUAAAGAGAAAGAGAAAGAGAAAGAGAAAGAGAAAGAGAAAGAGAAAGAGAAAGACGUAAAGGAUAAAGAUGCCUCAAAAGAUAAAGGUCUUUCACCGCCACCUAGACCAAUCCUGAGUUCUCCUAGAGCACCACCUCCACCAACUGGACCAGGAGCCCCACCUGGGCAGAGCUUACCUAGAGGACCACCUCAAGCUCCUCCUCAACCUGGACAAGCACCUCCAAGACCAGCCCCAGGUGCCGUAGGAAGUCCCAGACCAGGUCCAAUUGGAGCUCCACCUGGGCCUCCGAGAGGUUUAGGAAGUCCCAGACCUGGGCCACCGGGGCCUCCAGGAGCUUUGGGAGGUCCCAGAUUAGCGCCACCUGGACCACCGGGAGCUGUAGGAAGUCCAAGACCCGGUCCACCUGGAGCCCCACCAAGACCCCCGGGAGUUGGAAUACCAGGACCACCUGGUCCACCAGGUACUAGACUGCCAGGCGCACCUGGAGCCCCUCCUGGAGCCCCACCUGGGGGCCCUCCAAGACCUCCAGGAGCUGGAAUGCCCGGGCCACCCGGCCCACCUGGUGCAAGACUACCAGGAACACCUGGAGGCCCACCCAGACCUCCAGGAACUGGAAUGCCGGGACCACCUGGUCCACCAGAUGCUAGAAUGCCCGCUACAGUUGGAGGCCCUACUGGUCAACCUCCACCAGGAACAAGAAUUCCAGGCCCGCCUGGAGCCCCACCAGGUCCACCAGGUGCAAGAAUGCCAGGGCCUCCUGGAGCCCCUCCUGGUCCUCCAGGCUCAAGAAUUCCUGGCCCACCUGGCGCACCCGGAGCUGCACCACCUAUGGCUAGACCAGCUGGCCCACCUCUUCCACCUGGCGCUCCCAUGGCUAGGGCACCCGGACCACCUGGACCACCCGCACCACCUGGCGCACCUAUGGCUAGACCUCCAGGACCACCUGGACCACCAGGAGCUUUGGCAAGACCAGGAGGCCCCCCUGGACCACCAGGACCACCAGGAGCUUUGGCAAGGCCAGGAGGCCCCCCUGGACCUCCUGGGGGACCACCUCCUGGAAUGAGACCCGGAAUGGCUCCUCCUAGAAUGCCAGGACCACCUGCGGGCCCACCAGGAGCCCCACCAGGAAUGAGGCCACCUCCUGGAGCUGUGAGAGGUCCGCCACCCCCAGCUGUCAGGCCUUAGAACUGUUUUCAAAAAGAAUUCCCAAACAUUAUAAUAUUAUAUUUUUAGUUAAUAUUACGAAUUAUUCUUAUUUAAAAUUGUAUUUAUGGAUUAUUUUUAAUGAUUAUAAUUUUAUAAUAAUAAAUUCGUCAUUUAUAUU